Messenger RNA from Scheffersomyces stipitis CBS 6054, 1950 nucleotides. RefSeq lists its product as uncharacterized. The record is from RefSeq and is a predicted model, not a curated record. The transcript has a single exon. Gene Ontology annotation, molecular function: protein binding. The annotation marks the transcript as partial. Lineage: Eukaryota; Fungi; Ascomycota; Pichiomycetes; Serinales; Debaryomycetaceae.
AGAAGAAGAAGCUCAUCAGGCGCGCGUUUCAUCGAUAAUGAUGUAGCUUCGCUCUUUGACGGAGAUACAGAUUCAGACAGAGAAGAACAUAAAGAUGAUUCAGAUUCGUCAUCUACCCUGAACCUAUCUCUCAGGCAUUCCAUAAGCUCCAUGGAGAAAGGAAGAACACAGAGCGGGGCAGCCAGCCCGUUGGAUUUGGGGCAUUUCAAUGAGAAAGUGGAGUUUCCUUCUAUAGAUACACAGCAGGACUCGAUCUCACUAGAUAUCCAGAACAAUGAAGAUCCUCCAUGGGUCGGUAUCACAUAUGAAUCUCUUGUGACACCCAAGUAUAUAAGGACGUCUAAACGCAACAAAAGCAGCCCUAAAGUAUUGAACAACUUGUUUUUGGCGCAGGAGUUAAACACUAACGAAGAGAAUUUGUUGAAAGCUUCUGGUAAGGUGCUUGACACUGAUUCUAACUCCAACAUUACUCUUUCGGACGAAGAAGAAACAGCCGAGACAGAGAUGUCGGGAUUUGAAACAAAUGAUGAAAAUGUCAAAUCAAACCAAUCAGAGAUUUUUGUUAUGGAAUUCAGUCGUGACGGAAUGUAUCUUGCUGCUGCGGGUCGGGACCUGGUGAUAAAAGUGUGGAAAGUCAUUUCAUCUCCUCUUGGACGUCUUGAGUACAAGAACGCCGAACUGGAAAGGGUACAAACUAAGAAGAAAAAGACUAAUAGGGACGAUGUAAUUUAUGAAUCUGCUCCUGUUUUCCAUAGAAAGCCUAUCAGAGUGUUCAAAGGUCAUUCCAAAAGCGUCUUGUCGUUGGAUUGGAGUAAGAACAACUUCUUGAUAUCUGGAAGUAUGGACAGAACUGUCAAACUAUGGCAUGUAGAUCGUGAUGAAUGUUUGCAGACUUUUCAGCAUGAAGACUUCGUGACUUCCGUCAGGUUCCACCCCAAUGAUGACAGAUUCUUUCUCAGUGGUUCUCUAGAUAAUCAAGCCCGUUUGUGGUCUAUUCUUGAGAACAAUGUAGCCUUCAACAAGAACUUGGGCGACGACGUUUUGAUAACCGCACUUGCAUUUACACCAGACGGAGAUCAUUGUGUAGUAGGAGGGUUCAAUGGAUCUGUGUUUAUGAUGGAAACAAAAGGCUUGUUUGUGAUCAAUAGGUUUGAAAUCAAGGAGAGAACACUAGCACAUCCUUUUCAGAGAAACGGGAACAAGAUCACAGGAGUGAAGAUCUUCGCCAAUCGUUUCAAGAAGGACACUGGCGCCAAGACUCCUUUAGAUAAAUGGACAUAUUUGAUAACGACUAACGAUUCUAAGAUCAGAUUAGUCAGUUCUGGCAGAAAGCUUGUCACAAGGUUCAAAGGUUUGACCAACAAUAGUUCAUCUAUUGUAGCUUCCACGUCUGACGAUAGCCGAUACAUUAUUUCAGGUUCCGAAGACCACUGGUGUUAUGUAUGGGAGAACAACAACAUUGUGAUCAACAAGAAGUUAAAACUGGUGAUUAAAGAUAUAGUUGUGGAAGGAAAGCUGCAGUUGAGCGAAUUGCUGCACAAGAAUAAGCGAUACGCCAAGUUCAUGCAAGACAACAAAUUUAUCAAAAAAGUCUUGGAAGACGACGACUACGACUUCAUUUCCAAUGAGAACAGCAGUUACACCUCUUUCCACGCCCAUCACUCAAAAGUAAAUGUGGCCCUAUUUGCGCCUGAAAACACCAAGAAGCUCUUGAACUUAUCUGACGACAUCAUCUACGACUUAGUGAAACGAGGUGAAAAGUGUAAAUUCAACCACAGCUCGGAUACCAAGUGUUUGACCUUUGAUUCUAACAACGAUUCCAGGGAGCUGGAUGAAGGCAACAUCAUAGUAACUACUGAUCAGUAUGGUCUUAUUAGAGUAUUCAGACAAGAUUCUGCUUAUAGAAUCAGAAAAAAGUUUAUCAGCCUCUACAAGGAAGGUAAGGUGAAG